CAACAAUAAUUACCUCGUUCAGCUGCUGCAGCAGCACCACUCCUAUGGUUGAGGACAAGAAUAAUGACCUGAUUCAGCAGCAGCACCGCAACUUCUACAUAGACGUGGGAGGGACAAGAAUAAACUGGCUGGGACAAGUAUUAACACCCUGCUACAAUAGCAGCACCACGACUUUUCCCCGUUUCAAUCAUGUCAUUGCUACUAUCCCCAUUGGUACUACUAGUACUAUUCUUCAGUAUCUCACUCCAAACUUGCCAAGCCAAUUCCCAGUGUAUCAAGGGCUGUGACUUAGCUUUAGCAAACUACUAUGUCUGGGAAGGCUUAACCACGGCCUUCCUUUCCCAACUUUUCAGCAUCCCAGUUUCUACUAUUAACUCCUGGAAUCCAGUUAAUUCCCCGGACCAGUAUAUAGUCCAAGCCAAGACAAGAAUAAACAUCCCUUUUACUUGUGACUGCAUCAAUGGAGAUUUUCUGGCUCAUAUCUUCAGUUACAAUGUUUCACAGGGGGACACGUAUGAUUUAAUUGCAAAUACUUAUUAUUCUAAUUUGACUAGUUCUACUGGCCUGCAGAGAUGGAAUAGAUAUCCAGGAAAUGCAAUCCCGGUUAAUAGUGUCCUGAAUGUGACCGUUAAUUGUUCUUGUGGGGAUAAGGCAAUUUCCAAGGAUUAUGGAUUGUUUGUAACUUGGCCCAUAAGGGACGGAGAUACUUUGGACUCUGUGGCUGCUGCAAACAAUUUGAGUGCUGAUGUUGUCAGGAGAUAUAAUCCAACAGCUAGUUUUAAUGAAGAAGGUCAUCAGUUAUUCAUUCCAGGAAAAGAUGAAAGUGGAAGCUAUCGGCCUUUGAGUUCAGGAUCAGGAUUGUCUGCUGGAGCUAUUGCCGGGAUAUCUGUGGCAGUUCCGGGACUGCUGUUCUUUGCUGCUUGCUUGUAUUUUGUGGUUGACAGAACGAGGAAGGCACACAAAAUAUCUCCUAAAGUUCAAUUUAAGCGAGCUGCUUCAUCCAAAGCUUCAAACUCCGUUGGUGUUACUAAAGGGGCAUCUCCAGGCCUUGCUGGAAUAGUUGUUGAAAAAUCUGUUGAAUUCUCUUAUGAAGAGCUGGCAACGGCCACUAAUGAUUUCAGUUUAGCUAAUAAGAUUGGUGAAGGCGGCUUUGGCUCUGUUUAUUAUGCCGAGCUUAGAGGCGAGAAAGCAGCAAUCAAGAAAAUGGACUUGAAAGCAACAAGAGAAUUUCUUGCUGAAUUGAGGGUUUUAACACGUGUACAUCAUCAGAACUUGGUGCGCUUAAUUGGAUAUUGCGUUGAGGGUUCUCUUUUUCUUGUAUAUGAAUAUGUUGAGAAUGGCAACUUGAGCCAGCAUCUCCGUGGAUCAGGGAGGGACACACUGUCAUGGUCAACUAGGGUGCAAAUUGCAGUGGAUUCAGCAAGAGGUCUUGAGUACAUUCAUGAGCAUACUAUACCUCCCUAUGUCCAUCGUGACAUUAAAUCGGCAAACAUUUUGAUAGACAAUGAUUUGCAUGCUAAGGUUGCAGAUUUCGGUUUAACUAAAUUGGCUGAGGUUGGAGGUCCUUCCUUGCACUCACGUCUUGUGGGUACAUUUGGCUACAUGGCACCAGAGUAUGCUAAUCGUGGUACUGUUUCUCCUAAAGUUGAUGUCUAUGCGUUUGGUGUUAUGCUUUACGAACUAAUUUCGGCCAAGGCAGCCAUAGUUGAUGGAGGCUCUGCUACUGGCCCUAAGGGCCUUGUUACUUUGUUUGAACAAGUUUUGCCAGAUCCAAAUGAUGACCUCCGCCAUCUGGUUGACCCCAGACUUGGUGAUAAUUACCCCCUCAAAUCAGUCAGAAAGAUGUUUCAGCUAGCCAAACUUUGCACGCUCAAAAAACCUCAACUCCGACCGAGCAUGAAAUCUGUUAUCAUUACUCUAAUGACACUUUCAUCUUCCAUAGAAGAGUCUAUGAUCGGUUCCUCCUCUGGAAAAUGAAGUAUUGGGAUAUGAAACCCCUGAAACUGAUGUGCUAAGAGUAGAGAUUUCUAGUGUUGCAUCUGUGGAAACUGUGGUCUUGGGAUUUGAGGUGUACAGAGUAGAAGAUGUGACUGAAGCAGUCAAUUAAGGAUUGGAUUGCGGUUGACCUGACAAAAUUUGAGCGACUCACACUUAUUUUACAUGGGAAGGAAAAUUUUGCAAUGUAAAAUUAGUGCCAAGACUGCGGAGAUACUUGCGAUAGAACUUGCAACCGCAAUGAGUCUUUGCCCUGAGGUGUUGUGACUAAUAUCUGCAACAUGGUAGUGAGAUUGUGCCAUCAAAUAUCAAAUUCGCAGCAUCCAGGGCCCUCCCCAUCCCAGGAUGCAAGGAAAAAGAAUUAGAGUUAAUUGUGUAUAUAUGUGUGUAUAUAUAUAUAUGUAUGCCAACAAAUAUGGUUCCAGUCAAAAUUUAUAUAUGUAAGGGCAAAAAAUAUAAUCACGAAUGUUCUCAAAUAUAAUGUCUAUUA
Coffea eugenioides is the source of this 2485-nucleotide messenger RNA. Its product is annotated as lysM domain receptor-like kinase 3. The transcript has 11 exons. Gene Ontology annotation, biological process: protein phosphorylation; innate immune response. NCBI's taxonomy places the organism in Eukaryota, Viridiplantae, Streptophyta, Magnoliopsida, Gentianales, Rubiaceae. The record is from RefSeq and is a predicted model, not a curated record. The coding region runs from base 190 to 1977 and encodes 595 amino acids. Gene Ontology annotation, molecular function: ATP binding; transmembrane receptor protein kinase activity.